AAAACAGGCUUGGAAUUAUAAUUGUACCUCCGCCAUUUUACUGGCCUUCUGCACUCAGAAUAUCAAAUCUGUACCAUUUUAUUAUUUAUUUUCUGACUUUGACUCCUUAUUUUAAAGCAUUAUUCAUCAGAUACUGAGAAUGUUCUGAUUUGCGGAAAAGUUUCAGAAUGGAAGGAGAUCAGCCAGAUUCCCAACAGGCCUCUGGAGCUCCCCAACCUCAAGCCACAGUUGUGAUUGCUACUCCACAGGAAGAACUUAUUGUUCGACCUUUGCACAACCAGUCCCAGGCCCAGACUGGGGCUAUAAUAGUAAAAGUGAAUCCCCAAACUGGCUUUACUAGCUCAUCAAAAUUAAAAAGCUUGUUACCCAAGGGUUUAGUCAGCAAUUUUUCAAAGGCUGGAGUAACAUCUCUGCCUUUCAGAGAUGUGCAUGAUGCAAACAUUGACCCGGAUUUGGUCAACUCUCUGAUUUCUAGCCCUGAACUUCUGAACCCUGCUUUGCGAAAUAAAUCAUCACAACCAGUGUUAUCGUCAUCAUCAUCUUCACAAGCUGCGGUAGAGACUGCUUCACAAGUUGUGAGAUCUGAAGGAAUUGAGCACAUUCUGCAGAAUUUCGGAGGUAAUGUGUUGACUUUGCCUUUCUCUGAAGAUUCAAAAGACUGUGCUCAAGAUCAAGCAAAGGAAAAUUUGUCCCAUCCUAUUGGCGAUGAAGGUCAGGAUACUUCAGAAGGCCAGACUGCUUUGAAAAAUGAUAAUAGUGAUGCUAGUGUCAACGUUGACAAAGACUCUUCUUCAUCUAGUCAACAGGCGUCAUUUUCUUUUGAUGAAAAGGAACAGGACUCUGAUGUCAUAAGGAAAACAAUGGUUGAGGCUUUCGUGAAGAUGGUUGUGUGUCGAAAAGUGACAGUCCAGAGAGUGCAUGCCAAAACAGGUCAAGUUUUGGACACCAAUGUGAAAACAGAAGAAGAAGAUCCAGUUAUACUGGGUGUUGACUGUGUUGAAACAACUGAAGAUCUGGCUAGCUCUUCGUCUGCUACAGAAACAAAAGGAACGAGUGCAAAUGACUUGUCUACUACAAAAUGGAAUGCAUCUUUAGAUGGUGGUCUUAAAUUUCUGAGUGCAGUAUCAGAAAGUCGACAGAAAAUAGGUAAAAGUCUUAUUAAAGACAAACUCAUAAAAUCUGCAUUGCAAAGCAGUUCUUUGUCCAAGAUACCAGCAUCUGUUAAUAAAGAUACUUCAAUAGACUUUUCAAAAGCAGAGGAAAGCUUUACCUUGAAAGUUUCCCGUUCGACAACUAAUAAGCCUGAGGUUAAAACUGAAAUAAAAGAAGAGAGUGACUUUGAAUGGGAUGAAGAUUUAAAUGAUGAUAGUGAAGACUUUGUCCCUAACUCAUCUGUGACAACUCGUAGAACUUCAAGUAUCACAACAAGAAACCAAAAGACCACUACCGGUUUUUCCAGCAGCUUGUCAAGUAAAGAAGAUUCAAAAUCUGACUCAGUAAUUCUGCUACCUAAGAAAAGAGGAAGAAAAAGGAAAUGGGACAAUGCACUUGGUUUGUCUUCAAACCUUCGAAGAUGUCAGUUUUGCAGUAAACUUUUCAAAAGUGUGCAGGCGUGUGCAAAACACAUGAAAAAAGGAGAAUGUAUCUCAUCCGUUUUUUGCUUUAUCUGCUCUAAGGCUCUAAAUGAUGAGCGAGAAUUAGAAGAGCACUUAUCAUCCCACCGAAAUGAAUCAAAAAGCAGUUCAUAUUCAUGUGAAGAUUGUCAUCGAGAGUACAGAACAAAAGCUGGUUAUCUGAAACACUUUCGGAUGGGAACUUGCCAGAAAAGGAAAAGUUAUGAAGAUGGGAGCACUGGUGAAUUUUUGUGUGAUAUCUGUGAAUCAAGGUUCAGCAGUGAGGACUAUCUAAAGCUGCACCGCUACAAAGUGCAUGAAAAUCCAAGGGACACACAUGACUGUCCAGAUUGUGGGAGAAAAUUUUAUAGCUAUGCGGGCUUUCAAAAACAUCGGAAUACAAAGUCUUGUACUGAGCCACUGAAAUGUCAUAUUUGUGGGAAAACUUAUUCUAAUAAAGCCAAGGAAAGCUUCAAAAUCCACAUGAAGCACCAUAAAUCUGAGGUGACUGGUUUGACUUUCAAUUGUGAAGAAUGUGGUCGCGCUUACAUGACUCAAAUGGCUUUGAAUAAGCAUAAACUGUCCCAUACUGGGGUCAAGCCCUACAAAUGUGAAACCUGUGGAAAAGAGUUUUCUAUGCGUUAUAUGGUGAAAGAUCAUGCCCGAAUGCACACAGGGGAACGUCCGUUCCUGUGCAGUCUUUGUGGCAGUGCAUUCAGCAAUAAGGGCCAUCUCGGUCGGCACCUCCGCUCUCACGAAAACGGUACAUUGCUCAAACGGGGACGCCCAAAGAAGAUUAGAGAGCCACAAGAAAACCUCCCUCAGGAAACAGAGCUGAAAAUGAUAGACUUACGGGAUGCUCUUCAGGGCUUUGAUGGCCAGUCUAUACAGGUUGUUGAUGGUCAAGUCUUUGAUGCUCAGGGAAACAGUACACCAAUGAUUAUCCAAGCUGACAAUAAUACAAUAAUUAUCGCUGAAGGGUGGCCAGAGGCUGCGGGAGCUAAUCCGACUGUUGGUUUAGAUGGUACCCAUGAAAUUGUCAAUGUCACCAAUAACAUUGUGCCUAAUCUUAGUGUUUAGACUCGUUCAUUUUACACUCUGGUACUGGUAGGGAAUUUAAUGUAAGGAGAUAUUUCUGUCUGUUGCUUGAUCUGAUAGUACAUGCAAUUUGUUUGAAAAUUUAUAGUUGUGAAAUGUAUGCAAGUUCGUCAGUUGAAUUGAAUGAUACACUCAGUUACUUUUGCUCAGAUAAAUGAUGAAUACUCUUCUGUUAU
This is a messenger RNA of Aplysia californica (California sea hare), 2887 nucleotides long. RefSeq names its product zinc finger protein 616. Bases 168 to 2693 code for a protein of 841 amino acids. Lineage: Eukaryota; Metazoa; Mollusca; Gastropoda; Aplysiida; Aplysiidae. The transcript is spliced from 3 exons. The record is from RefSeq and is a predicted model, not a curated record.